GUAUUUAGUUUUAGAAUACCUACAUCUUAUUCUGAAGGAUGGAAUUUAUUUGAUAUUGCAAAAUUUGGUGCCCUCUUGGAGGAGCUCCUUAUUAAUCGGCAAGAUGUAAAGAGUAAGAUGUCAAAGGAAAAUGUUUUAAACAAUAACGAAACUGAUCGUGAAGCUGUUGAUGUCUUAGAAUCAUGCGUAUAA
This is a messenger RNA of Funneliformis caledonium, 192 nucleotides long. Lineage: Eukaryota; Fungi; Glomeromycota; Glomeromycetes; Glomerales; Glomeraceae. The record is from the annotation of a GenBank genome assembly.